CUUCCUCCCGCUCAACCAACACCAGCUCCUCGAGACCCCCAAACUCAUCACGCCCUUCCCCCAGCUGACACCAGCUGCCCGCUUCCAACGCCACUCAUCAUUGUCGACUAGCUAGAGCUUCCUAGCAGUCCUCAUCGUUUAAUAAGGGGGGAAAGGAGCAGUAUCCUCCUCGAUUACCCCAUGAGUGCCAGAGGCGGAAGCCGACCACCUCCUCGAGGCCGCCCAAACAAGGUGACGAAGCCUUCCCCAGGAGGCCUCAAGCGCGACGCACACGGCCGCCAAAGCCGCCACUCCUCCGUCGCUACCGACCAGUUGGAGCAGCUCGCCCACGAUGCAGAGGCCGAGGCCGAGCACGAAGAUGACGACGAGAUAACCGCUCCUCCACCUCCUGGCUCCUCCCACCAUCAUCACCAGCAGCAUCACCAGCAGCAGCAUCAUCAUCACCCGAACCCCUUCGAUCUCGCCACAGCUGGCAUCCUAGCCAACGGUCCUCCUGGCUCCGUGCCCGGGACUGACUCCGAUAUCCACCCCGAUCUACACAAUCUGCCGGCCCAAUUCGCCAUGGAGGCCCCAAUGGGUACCCACGGCACCGGGACCUUGUCCCGGACGGCCGAGGACCUCGCCUCCGAGAGCGGAUAUGGGCAGCUAGUUAUCGAUAGUGCUCUCGCCAAGCGGCUGGCGAGCAACGAGGGACAACGGCCCGCGGUUCAGCGUCGCCAGGACCAGACUCUCAACCUGAAGAGAAGAAGCAACGUCGAGGCGUUACUGGCUCACGUGUCGGGGCAGGAAGCCCACAGUCCCUGCAAGAGCUGUCAUAAAGGGUAUGGGCCUUGGAACGGGUGUGUCGUCGUCAAUGGUCAGAUGUGUGGCAGCUGUGCGAACUGCUGGUUCAAUGCGAGCGGCUCCCGUUGUUCUUUUCAUGAAAACAACCUUCCCCAGCAUAUGCCAGCAAUCCAAAUACAGCCUGUGCCACAGGUAUCCGCGAACACAAGUUUUGCCGGCACAGCGCCGAUGGCUCCCGGCAUGGCCCCCGUAGGCCCCAGUUUCGGGCAGCCAGGCGCCGACCCGACGGUUGCCCAGUUUGUGAAGGAUGUGUUGGACAGGGCCAUGGUAGAGGCUCGGAGCGACAACCCUCACGUUCGAUUCCAGCUCCGGAUCGAAACGGCGGCGCGGCAGCUGGCUCUGGCUAGCGCCGAGUAUGCCGAGUUUCUCGCUCAGCAGGGAGGCCAUGACCCGAGUCAGCAUCCCGACGCAGAAGGCUCCGCGCCGGAGGCGGCGAUGGGGGAGGGGGACAACGGAGCUUGAGAAAGGCCCCGCACUUCUCCUGUGCCAUAGUCUUCCCCGUUUCGUUAUCCCGGCGUCAAAGUGUAAACGAAGAGAUGGUCCGACUCUUCGGAUGGUAUUAAUGCGUCGUGGGACAUUUUUUACCUUUUCUUCGGAUGCAACCAAAAGUGGGAUGCUCGAAUCGUUGCGAUUGCGCCACACAAUAGGGCCGCGAGCAUCAUGAGAUAUGCUGGUGUGUCUUCUUCACCGUCAUCGUACCACUUUGUAUUUCGAGCAGGCAGACCUGGGUGCUCGACUUACUCGCUCUCAAAAUAAACUUCCCUUGGCACCUGCGUCGUAGGGCUCAAUCAUAUAUGCGAGCAUAUGGGGAGCGGCGCGAGAACGAAUUGACGAAAUGGGACAUAAAGUGGACAUGGGGCUUCCCCUGCGCAAGGGACGACAGGUGGCAUGCGGCCAGAAUACAGGAUGGACACCACAUAACGCAGCAUCAAAGGACAAGCGAGCAUUUGAGGGUUAUGGCUGGCUGGUUCGCCACAGACAUACAAGAUGUGGACGAAGCAAGAGCUGGUCCCCAGCUAGCUACCUGUACAUCGUAGAUGAGGUUGAUGGGCGUGUGUACUCUGUACAUACGCAUACAGACUGAGAGCAGGGUCUCUCAAAUGCAUCAGCAGUAUUAACCUCAUUC
Colletotrichum destructivum is the source of this 1969-nucleotide messenger RNA. RefSeq lists its product as uncharacterized. Lineage: Eukaryota; Fungi; Ascomycota; Sordariomycetes; Glomerellales; Glomerellaceae. Bases 181 to 1305 code for a protein of 374 amino acids. The record is from RefSeq and is a predicted model, not a curated record. The transcript is spliced from 2 exons.